AGUGGCUCUCCUCUCUUUUAAUGGUGAAGACUGGGAAAAAAAAAUAUUUACGAGACUUUUUAUCAAAACAUUUUGUAGUUUUAUAAUUUUGCAAAAAAGAAAAAUGUCUCAGCUUCUCAUCCGUCUCUCCAAGCUCUCUUCCCGGAACAACAAUGUUUUCAUCCACCAGUGCUCUCGUUUGUUCUCCACCGGCCCGUACUUGACACUUGGUACUAGGGUUCAAGAAGUUUCGCCGAGCGGCUGCAAAACUGGAGAUGUUCUCUUGUUUGACCCGGCCAAAGAACAGAUAGUGACUCUCCAGGGCAAAACAAUACCUAAAGAGCUCAAGGACGAAGAAAUGAUUGGAGCUUCCCACGGAUGGAGUUUUUUCUAUGACCGGCGUGAUCGUACGGUACGGGUCAGCGACAUUUUCAACCCUUUGGCAUCCAAAUCAAACCCCACCGUGAUUACUCUGCCUCGGCUUACUGAUCUCCCCUGUGAACAAAUCGAACAAGUAUGUAACGUAGCAAUGUCGUCUUCCUCUCCUCUUGGUGAGCAAGACUGUGUAGUGGCUAUCAAGUUUUCAGGUCGACAGUUGAGUCUGUGCAAGCUUGGUCGUGAUCGUGACCUUGAGUGGACUAACAUCUUAACCACUCUCCACUGCUGUGAAAACUCAUAUGUCAUGUAUUCGAAAAGAUACGAGAGAUUAUACUUACUUUCUCGUGGAGGUAAUCACUUGUUAUCCUAUCAUCUCAACUCCACAACAUAUGUCAACCCUAUGCACCAUCAGUUGGUCUACCGCGAUCAUCCAGAGCUCGAUCAGUCUGAGUGGGAGAUUUUGAGUUUGUGUUCUAGGAGGGAAUACCUUGUGGAGUCAUCCUCUAGUGAUGAACGUUACGUGGUCAAAUGGUACGCUCAUGGCUCCUACUCCUCGGUGUUAAAUGGAAUUGAUUACAAAACAAAGAGGUUCAUGGUGUUUAGUGUGGAGGAGACGACUGAAGGAAAAUUCAUGUGUUAUACAGAGGAUACUGGAGAUAUGUGCAUUUUCAUUGCAACUAACGAGGCUUUCUGCAUCCCAGCUAGCUCAUGCCCUGGUCUGAAACCUAGCACCAUCUAUUUUGUGGGACAUGGCUUUGGUUCUUAUGAUCUCACUACUGGAGACACACAUUAUUUUAAAGCUCCCGGUGGUAUUAUCACCACCCCUUACUGGCUUCCUCCCUUUUCUAUGUAAUCAUAACUAUUCCUGUCGCUUUUAUUUCCUCUUAACCUGUAUGGAUUGCUAAGAUCUAAAACGUUCUUUCUUCU
Messenger RNA from Raphanus sativus (radish), 1284 nucleotides. RefSeq lists its product as uncharacterized. The transcript is spliced from 3 exons. NCBI's taxonomy places the organism in Eukaryota, Viridiplantae, Streptophyta, Magnoliopsida, Brassicales, Brassicaceae. Bases 104 to 1210 code for a protein of 368 amino acids. The record is from RefSeq and is a predicted model, not a curated record.